AACGCAUUUAAGCUCGAAACCAACCAUGUGUUUCAGAAAGACAGAAAUAAUAAGUGUGCUCCUGAUUCUGGGCAGUGGUUCUUUCAUCAUCCCGAAUAUGAGGCCUUUCGGGCUGCCAAGGGGCUACAGCUUCUGUUCGUGACUGCUGAAGCAGGUGGAGGUAAAUCCACCGUAAUGAGGACUUUGGUAGACAAGCUGCAACAUUGCGACGGCCAGCCAGUGGUUGGGUACUUUUUCUUCAAGGAUGACGAUGACCAGCUUCGAAGCUACGAAGACGCCCUGAGUUCAAUAAUAUACCAGGUAUUUGUCCAAGAGCGCAGCCUAAUCAAGCACGCAAGGGACUUGUACAAACAAUACGGUCAUGGAAUACGAUAUCAGACCGAGAAACUGUGGCCUAUUCUCCAGGCGGCCGCCACUGAUACACACCGGGAGUUGAUUUGCAUACUGGACGCAGUAGAUGAGUGUGCACCUGCGGGUAGACGACAGCUCGUGUCUGAUCUGGCCGAUGCGUUCAAAUCAGGAGUAGAAAGUUCGAGUACAAAGCUGAAAUUCGUAGUAACCUCUCGGCCCUACCAGGAUGAGAACCACCCAUACACAGACCUGAUCACAUCCAAAACGAUCCGGCAUCUGGCAGGCGAAUAUGCCAGAGUUCAGUCUGACGUCCAGUCGAUUAUACGUUUCAAAGCGGAAGAGCUGGCCAAGAAGCACCGACUGGCACAAAACACGUUGGAAAUCCUCGUCGAAGCGAUCUCAAAUCAGAACUUGCAGACGAGGUCUUUCAUGGCCGUUCGGAUGACUUUUGAGCUCCUGGACUCGCACGAGUUGAUGCAGGAGAGCGCGGAAAAGGACAUGAUCCAUGCGAUACUUGCAGAUAUACCGCAGACUCUGGGCGACCAGUUUGAUAAGAUGCUGGACAGAAGUCGCAAUAGAGAGCAUGCUCGUCGAUUGUUCUGCGUCAUUCUGGCCUCUCGGAAGACGCUCAAGAUAUCGGAGCUCAAGGUUUUGUAUGUAUUAACACAGCCACGAGACCCUGCCACUAAGGCCCCGCAAUCCUACGAAGAUUUACAGCUGCCGGCGGAUGACGAGGAGUUCAAACGCCUUGUUCGAGCACAGUGUGGUUUAUUCAUCACAUUCGUGAAGAACUCCGUCCAUUUGUUUCAUCAGACAGCGCGAGAGCACCUCAUGGCAAGUCUGGAUAAUACAAACACAGUCGUCCCGAUGAACGAAAUCAUGUCAACGACGUCUAGUUCAAUUGCGGGUCGAGAGAAAGGUCGGCAGCGCACUUGGAGAGGCUGCAUAACCAAAGCAGGUGCAAACCUCGUCAUGCUAAUUGCAUGCACGGAUCUACUCAACUUCAAUAUCUCAAGAUCGUGGGUUCUU
Molecule: messenger RNA, 1380 nt
Organism: Paraphaeosphaeria sporulosa
Lineage: Eukaryota; Fungi; Ascomycota; Dothideomycetes; Pleosporales; Didymosphaeriaceae
Exons: 2
Source: RefSeq, a predicted model, not a curated record